Molecule: messenger RNA, 1038 nt
Organism: Orycteropus afer afer
Lineage: Eukaryota; Metazoa; Chordata; Mammalia; Tubulidentata; Orycteropodidae
Gene: ICA1L
Product: islet cell autoantigen 1 like
Biological process (GO): regulation of transport
Cellular component (GO): Golgi apparatus
Molecular function (GO): protein domain specific binding
Source: RefSeq, a predicted model, not a curated record
AUGGAUUCCUUUGGACAACUCAGACCAGAAGAUAACCAGUCAGUAGUCAGCAGAAUGCAAAAGAAAUACUGGAAAACUAAACAGGUCUUUAUCAAAGCAACAGGAAAAAAGGAUGAGCAUGUGGUGGCAUCAGAUGCUGAACUGGAUGCUAAACUUGAGGUUUUUCACUCCAUGCAAGAGACAUGCACUGAACUUCUGAAGAUAGUUGAAAAAUAUCAGCUAAGACUCAAUGUUAUAUCAGAGGAAGAAAAUGAGCUAGGGCUCUUUUUAAAGUUUCAAGCAGAACGAGAUGUAACUGAAGCUGGCAACAUGAUGGAUGCCACUGGCAAGGCACUCUGUUCAUCAGCCAAGCACAGAUUAGCCCUAUAUACUCCCCUGUUUCGUCUAAAACAAGAAGUAGCGACAUUCAGUCAAAAGGCAGUAUCUGAUACCUUGAUGACAAUUAAUUGGAUGGAACAGGCAUGCACAGAGUACAGAGGCCUGCUGUGGAUGAAAGAUGUAUCUCAAGAACUAGACCCAGACACCUUAAAACAAAUGGAAAAGUUCUAUUCGGUACAGAUCCAAGUGAGGAAUAGCAAAGCUUCUUUUGAUAAGUUAAAGAUGGAGGUUUGCCAGAAAGUGGGUUUACUUGGAGCUAGCCGCUGCAAUAUGCUAUCUCAUUCCCUUGCUACCUACCAGACACCCAACUCCAUGAGAACACUGCUUGGAUUCUGGGAGAAAACAGCUCGAAUGAUGUCCCAGGCACACGGAGAAUGUGCUGACUUCCACCCAUAUGAUUUUGUAGCUCUCAAGCAACUACAAGACACUUCAAUCAAGCUUACUGAAGACCACAAAGAAGAACAAAUAGAAAACAGUUCUCUUACUGAAAACCUCAAUAAAUUAGUUAUGUUAAAUGAGGAUGCAGACUUGGAAACUGAUCCAGCCCCUAACAAUGAUAAACAAGACAUGUCAGCCUUGUUCAAUCUAUUUGCAGAUUUGGAUCCACUUUCAAACCCAGAUGCUACUGGGCAGUCGGAUGAUGAACUUCUUAAUGCUUGA